Cylicocyclus nassatus is the source of this 4486-nucleotide messenger RNA. NCBI's taxonomy places the organism in Eukaryota, Metazoa, Nematoda, Chromadorea, Rhabditida, Strongylidae. The record is from the annotation of a GenBank genome assembly.
AUGUUCUGCUCGACUGGCUCGUGCACGUGCCUCAGUAAUUUCGUCGCCAUACAAGGCUACUGCUACCUCAAGAAAAAUCCGGGAGAGAGCGGUUGCCAGUAUGCCGAACAGUGUAGCGCCGUUUGGCCAGAGAGUCGAUGCGAAAAAUCUCGUUGUGAAUGCCCAGAAGACGUCAAUGGUAUCCCAUACGUACAGGCUAAAACUCGUGACGGUGUCAUCUGUAUCCUCCAUUCGGGUGAGGACGGCGAUCCCGUCCCAAAAUGCCCUCUACCGGAGUAUGAUGACGACCUUUUGACUAUGCCUGUAUCGCAACUGAGAAAUCCGGCGAUGACUGAUCCAGACGAUUCGGAUGUGGAAAUGGGCGAGCAUGUAAAUCCGCUACAGUUCUGCUCAUCUUCAUCCACGGAUUACACAAAUUUCGUCGCCAACGGUGGUGGAGCUUGCGUCUACUCGCAAGAUCCACAGAGUGGAGAUGGCAUUUUUAUCGCUGAUAUCUACGAUUGCGUUACCUCAACAGCUUCUAUGGCCAAUGUUAAGACUGCUAUGGAAGGAGUUUAUGACAUUAGUCCGGCUGCUGAUGGAAUCUGUUGUCCAAACAGAGCUUUCACCUGCAUCCAACCGAAACGCGAAGCCGACACUGGCGCUGCCGCACCAGCAGGAGUGCGACCCCGGUGGUGGUACAACGCUGUCACGGGAACCUGUGAGCAGUUCAUGUGGGAUCCCUGGGAUGAGACCGAGCCACAAUCGCCAAAUAACUUCAAAACUCGCGAACAUUGCGAGUCCUACUGCCGAGACACUUGCAAACGUGGAUCACCUCAAUACGUUACCGGAAGCUCACAAAACGAGGAUGAACCUAUUAACAACUGCCAAACAGCUUCUUCUUGUACUUCCAACUAUGAAUGUACCACCAUCGGAUCAAUGCAAAUGUGUUGUCCCACAGUGGCUUCAAUCUGUAGUAACACCGGAGGUCGACCAGUUGAUGCUAUUCGUCAUACAAAUUUCGAUCCAGGAAUGAGUAUGAAGAGAAGCUUUAGCCUUACUUUCUCUACAUCUAGCAGAUACUAUUACGAUGCCGAGCAGGGUCGCUGCAUCGCUUUUACUUAUAACGGAGCGCUUGGAAAUUUCAACAACUUCAAAUCAGCAGCCGAUUGUGACUUAUUCUGCGCUAAGCUACAAUGCAAAUACGGUACUCCGCUAAAGAUCGGUGCUGCCAAUCAACGCUGUAGCAAUAAUGCCGACUGUCCAAGCACUCAUGAAUGUCAAAGUGAUCACAAUGUCUGCUGUCCACGACCGCAAGCGAUCUGUUCGCAACCGUUACGAUUGGGUGAUUGUAAGCAGAGCGUGCGUCGCUAUUGGUACAACGCUGUGACGAGAGCUUGCGAGAUUUUCGACUAUACCGGAUGUCAGGGCAACGAUAACAAUUUUGAAACACUGCUCGAGUGUCAGAACACAUGCGAGAACAUUAUUCCUGAGCCACAAUGCCCACAGGGAGAUGCUUAUAAGGACUACCAGGGUAACUACUAUGUCUGCUCGAAUUCUGGAGCUGGAAACUCUUGCCCAGUCAAUUAUGAGUGCUAUUUCGACGGUUACGUCUGGGGAUGUUGUCCCACCAAAGCCUAUACCUGCACACUCUCACCCCACAAAGGAGUCACAUGUGGCAGUGGAUCCUCUUACCGUUACUUCUACAACAGCCAAACCCAAGAAUGCGAAAGCUUCCAAUAUAACGGCUGUGAUGGAAAUUCUAACAACUUCGCUACUCGAGACGAUUGCGAAAGCUACUGCAGUGUCGGUGGCUGCCCAUCCGGUGGUACACCCGAAAGAAACGAGUUCGGUCAGCUGAUGGUGUGUUCAGCUACCCAAGUUUGUCCAACCACGCAUGAAUGCACAUCGGUGAAUUCUGGAAGCAGUGUGGUGAAUCGAUGCUGUCCCACUCGUUCCUACAUUUGUUCGCUACCGCCCCAGCAAGGCAGCGCUUGUUCCUCUUCAGCAGCAGCUCGUUACUAUUUCAACAUUGUGACUAAGGAGUGUACCCAGUUCACUUAUAAUGGCUGCAGUGGCAAUUUGAAUAAUUUCGGAACCAUCGAGCAGUGUAACAACUUCUGCCUAUCGGCUGCCUGUACUCCAGGAGAUGUCGCCUAUGUGAAUCCUAACACCAAUAUGCCUUAUGAGUGCAAUGCUGCUUUGAGUAACAGUUGUCCAACAAACUUUGCCUGCACCUAUGAUCAGUUGUCCGGAACUAGCGUUUGUUGUGGAGCUACUCAUAUGGAGGUCUGCCCCGAAGGUGAAAAAGCCUAUGUGAACGCUGUGGAUAUGAGCGUUCGGGAAUGUCUUAUCAAUGUCGAGGGCUCUUGCCCCAGCAACUAUCUUUGUCGCUUCAAUGCUCUAAAGAACCGCUACUAUUGUUGCGCCUCAAUUACUGGAGACCUAUGUCCAGCGGGCAAAGCUCUUUACCGUGAACCAUCCUCUAAGGCACCCAUCAGAUGUACAAUCAGUAGCAGCAGCAAUCAGUGUCCAAAUGGCUACACGUGCCAGUCUGAUGUUCCUGGAGCAUUUCAAGGAUAUUGCUGUUCGGCUAGUCAUAUCUGCCCCAAUAAAGCAGAAUUCUACCUUGAGGAGAACAGCCAGAUGCCAAGAUCUUGCACCGUCGGAGCUUUCAUUACUUGCCCCACUGGUUAUAGCUGCCAGAGUACACAGACUGAGUUCACUACUGGCCAUUGCUGCAAGGGAGAGGUCUCAUCUGUUUCUGAUGGCUGUCCUCCAAACGAGUACGUCUACAUGAAGGACAACCAGAUCGCUCCUUGCGAUCCAUUCAACCCACCAAAUGCUCCCUGCCCCAAUGGUUACUCCUGCCAAUGGUCACUUUCUAACCAACGUUACCAGUGCUGUGGAGCGACACCUCUGACCACACCGAAGUCGAUCGCCGCACUCGGUUGUCCAAACAACCAAGUCGCUUUUCGUGAUGUCGCCACCAAUGCGCCAAGAAUUUGUACAGCAGCUACACAGAAUUGUCCAACAGGCUAUUUCUGUCAGUUCUCUACAACGAACAAUCAGUUCCAAUGUUGUGGAAUGUCUGGUGGAUGCCCGAACGAUUCGGUGGCGUUUAUUGGAAUCACGGGUGAACCUCAAAGUUGUGCUAUUGGGCAAAGUACUUGUCCGAAAGGGUACUCUUGUCAGAGAGGUAUCACUGGAUCGCAGUUGUGCUGCACCACGAAUGAGCCCACAUGCACCGAACAACAAAUCCUUGUCGAUGGCGUCUGCCUGAACCGAGUCGCUUUUGGCGAACACUGUACGAACCAGGUCCAAUGCCCUACCAGCACCAUUUGCCGAGACGAGAAGUGUACCUGCCCUGAAGGCCAACACUUCGUGAAUGGCGUUUGCCAAGUAGGCUGCGGCGAAAACGAAGUAGACGUGAAAGGCACAUGCCUUCCCAAAGUCGAAAUCGGUGACGACUGCGAAGCAGAUGAACAAUGCCAAGGUGGCUCCAGCUGCGACGGAGGCCGUUGUGAAUGCCCUGAUGGCGAAGAGGUGGUUGACGGCGUAUGUGUGAGGAAGAUGAACUCGCGCAAGGUUACCACUUGUCCCAUACCUGGACAGACACCUUACAUCGACAAAGUAACCAACAAUGUGCGGUUCUGUCAGCCAAGUCGAAACUCCUGUCCACGAGGGUACAGCUGCCAGUUUUCAGAAACUGCUCAGCAGAGUAUCUGCUGCGGCGGAGGUGAUGGCAUCCCUAGAUUCUCAAAAAUCACCGAAAAUCGUGGGCCUAAGCCUGACGUUGAUUCAGGAGAGGAUACAACCUCUGCGACCACCACCACCACCACAGCCAAACCAGAUGUGUGCGACAAAGGCUCACCAUACCUUAUGAACGGCCAACCAAAGCUUUGCACCAAUGCUCCAUGCCCAUCUGGAUACAAAUGCUCGUUCUCCAGAACCCACAAGAACUACUUCUGCUGCUCGCAAUUCAGUGCAACAUUCGGAUGUCCUACAGGAACGGCGCUGCUCUUCCCAUCUACGGGCACGCCUGUACAGUGCAGUAACACUGGUUCAAGAUCCUGCCCAACAGGCUACAGAUGCGUACGUAACGUCCACACGAAGGGAUUCCAAUGCUGCUCGGUGAACGACACUCCAGUCAAACGACCGGAACCACCAAAAGUUGUCAAUAACAAGAAGGAGUUUGGAAACGGACCAUGCCCAGGAACACAAGUCCAAGUACUACGAAUCGUAGGGGAACGCAUAGUGAAGAAAUGUGAAGCCGCCUGUCCACCGCACCAGGUUGCUGUGCGCGGCAUCUGUCGUGACAAAUAUCAUUCGGAUGAUCCAAUAAGCAAAAAUCUAUUACCUUGAGUAUAGGCCACUGCUCAUUUCCAGUUUCGAGUUGCUCAUUGUGUGUGCAACUGUCCGCGUAGGUGCUUGUAGCACCAGUUUAUUUGUUGCCGAAUUUUGUCCCUUCUCGUCACGAUUGUUUUGUUACAUGCAGGACCUGGUG